Pseudophryne corroboree (corroboree frog) is the source of this 1737-nucleotide messenger RNA. It is a transcript of the gene ALG11, whose product is annotated as ALG11 alpha-1,2-mannosyltransferase. The coding region runs from base 102 to 1568 and encodes 488 amino acids. Gene Ontology annotation, biological process: protein N-linked glycosylation. Gene Ontology annotation, cellular component: endoplasmic reticulum membrane. NCBI's taxonomy places the organism in Eukaryota, Metazoa, Chordata, Amphibia, Anura, Myobatrachidae. The record is from RefSeq and is a predicted model, not a curated record. The transcript has 4 exons. Gene Ontology annotation, molecular function: GDP-Man:Man(3)GlcNAc(2)-PP-Dol alpha-1,2-mannosyltransferase activity.
GUCAUUCCGCACUGCGUUGAGGCUGUGUAGCUAGCCAAUCGGCUGGCGAGUUGUGCUGUCUGGUUUUUGUUGUGACGUGUAGGAGCCAGUGUCAUUCAGCCAUGGCCGGGGUGCUGUGCGUGUGUUCCAUGCUGAGGUUGCUGACGUCACUGUUUGUUCCUGCACUUGUGGCCAGCGUCACCACCACCCUGCUGUUGGCUGUCCUUCUCUCCUGCCUUCGAUUGUGGAUUGCGCAGAAGAAGAAGUCAUCCGUGCAGUUAUGCAAAGAUGGCAAGGCACAAAGAGUAGUGGCGUUUUUCCACCCAUACUGUAACGCAGGUGGUGGCGGGGAGAGAGUGCUGUGGUGUGCGCUGCGAGCUCUGCAGAACAGGUAUAAAGAUGCUCUAUAUGUAGUGUACACUGGAGACGAGGACGUCUCUGGAGAAGAGAUCCUGAAUGGGGCAGUAGGCAGAUUUAACAUCAGGUUAUUGUACCCUGUUAAGUUUGUUUUCCUGGAAAAGCGUAACCUAGUAGAAGACGGAUUCUAUCCUUAUUUCACCCUGCUGGGACAGAGUUUGGGCUCCAUUGUUGUAGGGUGGGAAGCGCUGGUAAAAUGUGUGCCUGAUAUUUAUAUUGAUUCCAUGGGCUAUGCAUUUACAUUACCUCUGUUUAAAUACCUGGGGGGCUGCCGCGUGGGAUGCUACGUGCACUACCCAACUAUCAGCACGGAUAUGCUGUCUGUGGUUCAGGACCAUCGAGCUAGCUUCAAUAACUCUACAUUUAUCUCCAACAACCCAGUCCUGAGCAGGCUGAAACUGAUUUAUUACUAUUUAUUUGCAUUGAUUUAUGGAUGGGUUGGAUCUUGUAGUGAUGUGGUCAUGGUCAACUCCACGUGGACUUUCAACCACAUCAUGGAUUUGUGGAAAUGUAGCAGUUGCAUCAACAUUGUUUAUCCACCCUGCGAUGUGCAGACGUUCUUGGACAUCAGUCUGAACCAGGAGCAUGAGAGAAAAGGACAUUCUGUGGUGUCUAUUGGUCAGUUCAGGCCAGAGAAGGACCACAGGCUGCAGAUCCGCGCUUUUAGUGCUCUGCUGGCAAAAAAGACCCCAGAAGAGAGAGAAAAUGUGAAACUCAUCCUCAUUGGUGGGUGCCGGAACAGACAAGACGAACUCCGUGUGUCGGACCUGAAGAAGCUCAGUGCAGAAUUAGGAGUUCCUGUCGAGUUUAAAGUAAAUAUUCCGUUUGGAGAGCUGAAGAAACUUCUCAGUGAAGCCACCAUUGGGUUACACACUAUGUGGAACGAGCACUUUGGAAUUGGAGUGGUUGAAUGUAUGGCAGCCGGGACAAUAAUUCUGGCACACAACACUGGAGGCCCCAAACUGGACAUUGUAGUCCCCUAUGAGGGCCAUGAAACUGGCUUCCUGGCUGACAGUGAGGACAGCUAUGCUUCUGCUAUGGACCGUAUACUCUCCAUGUCCGAAAAGAACAGACUCCAAAUCAGGCAAAAUGCACGGAAUUCCGUCUCUAGGUUCUCGGACCAAGAGUUUGAAGUACAUUUUCUCUCUGCUACGGAGACACUGUUUAAAUAAUAAACUUGUUUGGAAUUUUUCAGUGGGACCAGAGGAAAAAGUGUCAGAUAUUUUUUAUUUAAUGCUCUACUUAUAUGUGUGUGUAUAUGUGUGUGUAUAUAUAUAUAUAUAUAUAUAUAUAUAUAUAUAUAUUGAUCUGCUGUAAAUUAAAUGUAAUUAAUUCCUCAAA